This is a messenger RNA of Mesocestoides corti, 2808 nucleotides long. Lineage: Eukaryota; Metazoa; Platyhelminthes; Cestoda; Cyclophyllidea; Mesocestoididae. The record is from the annotation of a GenBank genome assembly.
AUGUCUCAGUCUCUAAUAUCGAAGAAACGAAAAGAAUUCCUUGGCCUUUCUGCGCCUUUGGGAUAUGUUGCUGGUGUUGGUCGUGGUGCAACUGGCUUCACAACACGGUCUGAUAUCGGUCCAGCUCGAGAAGCCACCGAUGUUUCUGACGAACGACACAUGGCCCCGUCCAAACGGAAAAAGGAACAGGAGAAGGAAGAGGAAGCAGAAGAGGAUCUUAAUGAGUCUAAUUAUGAUGAGUUCACGGGAUAUGGUGGUAGCAUCUGUUCGAAGGACCCCUACGAGAAGGACGAUGAAGAAGCCGACGAGAUAUAUGCUUCGAUUGACGAAAGGAUGGAUGAACGACGCAAAACCUACAGGGAGAAGCGUGAGGCUGAAGAAAUUGAACGUUAUCGUCGGGAACGGCCAAAAAUCCAACAGCAGUUCAUCGACCUGAAACGCGAACUGGCUACCGUUUCAGAAAGUGAGUGGCUUAGUCUGCCUGAAGUUGGGGACUCUCGCAACAGGCGUCAGAGAAACCCACGGGCUGAGGUCUUCACUCCUGUGCCCGAUAGCAUUAUAGCGAAAGGUCUACAAGAUUCGCAAAUAAAUACGCAGCUGGACUCGGCAGAGCAGCUCUUUGGUGGACUAACGACACCUUUUGGUGCUCAAACACCUACGGGAGACAUCGAUAUGAAGAAAAUUGGCCAAGCGCGUACCUCCUUAAUGGACAUCAAGUUGAAUCAGGUGUCGGACAGUGUAUCCGGUCAGACGGUGGUGGACCCAAAGGGUUACCUAACAGACCUACAAUCAAUGAUCCCUCAGUAUGCCGGCGACAUCAACGACAUGAAGAAGGCUCGUCUGCUGCUCAAGUCAGUGCGUGAAACCAACCCAAAACACUCACCAGGUUGGAUCGCAUCGGCUCGUCUCGAAGAGAUUGCCGGCAAAUUGCAGGUUGCACGGAACCUGAUAAUGCGUGGCUGUGAAAAGUGUCCCACCUCGGAAGAUGUGUGGUUGGAAGCGGCUCGCCUCUGCCCCCCGGAUCAAGCUAAAUCGGUCGUCGCGCAGGCCAUCACCCACCUGCCGCAGGCUGUCCGCCUCUGGGUCAAGGCGGCUGAUUUGGAGACAGAGCCCAAAGCCAAACGGACCGUCUUUAAAAAGGCCUUGGAGAAUGUGCCGAAUUCAGUGCGUCUGUGGAAGUUGGCGGUUGAGCUGGAGGACGAGGAGGACGCCCGCGUGAUGCUGAGUCUCGCCGUGGAGUGCUGUCCCACGUCGGCGGAGCUCUGGCUUGCACUGGCGCGUCUCGAAACCUACGAGCAGGCUCGUGUGGUGCUGAACAAGGCCCACGAGCAGAUCCCCACGGAGCGACAGAUUUGGUUUGCGGCAGCUCGCUUAGAGGAAGCCAACGACCAGUGCGCGAGAGUCGGCAAGAUAAUCGACGCGGGUGUACAGUCGCUCAAGGCUAACAUGGUGGAAAUUAAUCGGGAGGAGUGGAUUAAGGAGGCAGAGGAAUGCGAAAAGGCCAAAUCCAUACUUACAGCCCAGGCAAUUAUAAAAGCCAUAAUUGGACACGGCAUUGAAGAACAGGACAAAAAGCACACUUGGUUGGCCGACGCAGAGUCGUGCGCAGCAAAUGGAGCGAUUGAAUGUGCCCGAGCGAUCUACGCUGUGGCGCUGGCCCAAUUCCCGAAGAAGAAGAGCAUCUGGUUGCGGGCCGCUUACUUUGAGCGCAAUCACGGCACCAGGCAAACUCUGGAGGAGUUGUUGGAGCAGGCCGUCAUGCACUGCCCCCACGCUGAGAUUCUUUGGCUCAUGUCUGCAAAGUCAAAGUGGCUUGCGGGGGACGUUCCUGCCGCGCGUUCAACACUCGCCAACGCCUUCCAGGCAAACCCCAACUCCGAGGAGAUAUGGCUGGCCGCGGUGAAACUGGAGUCGGAGAACUCGGAGUACGCUCGCGCCAGACGCCUCCUUGCCAAGGCCCGGGCCUCUGCUCCGACGGCGCGCGUCUGGAUGAAGUCGGCGCGUCUCGAGUGGUGCUUGGGGGAGUUGGCGGCUGCCGAGGAGAUGCUAUGCGAGGGCUGUACAAAGUACCCACAGGCGCCCAAGCUGCACAUGAUGAAAGGCCAGCUGGCAGAGCUAAUGGCUGAAAAUCACCCCGAAGAACGCGAUAAAUUCAUCGGGGAUGCACGCAACGCCUAUCAAGCGGGCACUAAACAAAUUCCCACAAGCGCCGUUUUGUGGACCCUGCUCUCGAGGCUCGAGGAGAAGACCGGAAAUAUGACUAAGGCCCGCUCCAUCCUCGAAAAGGGUCGAUCGAAGAACCCCAAGGAACCUAAUCUUUGGUUGGAAUCAAUCCGGUUGGAGAUGCGAGCGAAUUUGAAGCCCGUUGCCGACUCACUCCUGUCGAAGGCCCUGCAGGAGUGCCCAGACUCUGGCUGUUUAUGGGCGGAAGCAAUCUUUAUGGCGACCCGUCCUCAACGAAAAAUGAAGUCCGUUGACGCCCUCAAGAAGUGCGAACACGACCCUGUCGUCCUGUUGGCAGUUUCCAAGAUGUUCUGGGCAGAACGACUCAUUUCAAAGGCUCGAAGUUGGUUCACGCGAACAGUCAAAUUGGAAUCUGACUUUGGUGACGCAUGGGCAUACUUCUACAAGUUUGAACUGCUGCAUGGAACUGAAGAUCAACAGAAGGAUGUUCUUAGGCGUUGCGUCGCAGCGGAGCCACGUCAUGGGGAAGCUUGGUGUCGAAUUAGCAAGGACUUUCGGAAUUGGCGGUUGCGGACUGUCGAUCUCCUGCCUCUGGUUGCCGAGUCCCUACCGCUUCCCGUGUGA